AGUAAUAGUAAUAUAUUACAAAUAGUAAUGUAUGGAUUUGUAAAUAUUAAGUAAAUUUGGAGAUCAAGAUAAAAAACAAUAUAUUUUUUCAACUUAGUCGAUAUGCUUACUGAUGCAAAAAUGCAUCUCGUGAAUGAAACGUUGAGCUAUCACUUAAUAAAUAUGAUGAAGAUUAAAGACUAUGAAGAAAGAACAUCACAGCUGUCAUUUCCAAAGGAUGUGUCCCUAUUAAUCUUAUAACUUUAUUUGGCUGGUAAGCGAAAAUGUGUCAUCUUGAUAUAACCAAUAUGAACUGGUUACGAAACAAGAAUUUAUGAUAUUCACUAGAUAACAUAGAAACCAAGUUCUCUUCCUGCAAAGUGUAAGCUGAAUUUAAACCACAGUUUAACCAUAAACAAAAUGCAAACUUGAUUGUUUCUACCUAUCCCUUCUUCUUCCAUGACUCUACAACCUGCGAGGAGUCAUGGACACCUGAAGUAAGGUCUGCCAUUUUUCUCAAUUCCGAGCAGCCAUUCUCCAAUCCCAGAUCCCCAGAAUGUUGCAUGCAUCCUUAUUCACGCCAUCCACUCAUCGCAGCCUGGGUGUCCACGCCUUCUGUGGUGUGAAUUUCUUCUUUGAGGAGCCUCUUUGGUACUGAGUCGGCAUUCAUUCUGGCCACAAAACCAGCCCACUUGAGUCGGCCAACCCUGAUGAAGCACACUACAUUGCAGUCCUUGUAUAACUCAGAUAUUUCGGUAUUCGUCCUAAUCUGCCAGUCUAGCUCAUGGGCAUCAAAAGUCGCUCUGAAAAUUCUUCUUAAUAACUUUCUUUCAAAUCGGAGGAGUUGAUUUGCCUGAGCUUUGGAUAAAGUCCAGCAUUCAGAUCCAUAUGUAAGCACUGGCCUAAUCAGGAUUUUGUACAAAUGCGAUUUAGUUGUACGAGAAAAUAAUUUACUUUUCAUAAGUUGCACUAGCCCGAAAUAACAUUUGUUAGCUGCAAUGAUUCUCCUUUGGAUUUCCUUCCCUGUGUCGUUAUCCUGAGUUAUUAAGGAGCCAACGUAUAUAAAUUUCUCGAAUCUCUUAAAUGAACAUCCGUUCGGUAGUACAUGAGAAGAGAGCAUCACUUGUGCAAUCGUCACCAUGUAUUUUGCUUUUGACUGGUUAACCUUAAGCAGCUGCAGCUUGUAAGUUCUCAAACACCUUGGCCAUGGCUUUAAAAUUUCUUCCAAUGAUGUCAAUAUCAUCUGCAUAGCCCAGUAUUUGGGCUAAACAAUUAUUAUUCUUUAACAAUUAUAGUUCUUCCCAUUUGAAUGCCUGACUCGCUUACCCCACUCUCCAGAGCAAAAUUAAAGAAGAGGCACGCAAGACUAUCCCCCUGCUGUAGACCUCGGUAAGUCUGGAACGAGUCCGAGAGCUCACUAUCAAUACGCACUGAGCAUCACACCCCUCACAAGCUUGGGUGGAACUUCUAUAUCGAGCAUAGCUUUGUAGAGUUCAUUCCAUAUUACACUGUCGUCGGCAGCCUGAAAAUCUAUAAAUAGGUGAUGGGUUUGGAUAUGAUAGUCUUUGGUUCGUUCGAGCAUCAGCCUAAGGGAAAACAUUUGGUCCGUUGUGCCCUUUCCUCUCAUAAUGCCAGCCUGAUAUUUGCCAAUCUCUCUCUCUGCAGGGAGCAAAAUUCUGGACAGCACCUUGUAAGCACUGGACAGCAGUGAGAUACGUCGGUUAUUUCUGCAAUCCAGAAUGAUUGCAGCCCUUUCUUGUGAAUUGGGCAGAUGAUGGUCUAGUACCAGUCCAAAGAAAUUACCUCACUUAUCCACACAUCCAUAAUUAUGUUGUGAACAGCUUUCACUGCCUCUUGCCCUCCAUACCUAAAAAAUUCUGAUGUCAGCCCAUCAGCUCCUAGUACCUUGUUUUUUAAGCAUUUCAUGGCUUCCUGAAUCUCCUCAAUAUCUGGCGGUUCCAGGUCUCUGGCUGGUAUUGUAACAUCCUGUGUGGGCUGAUCCUCAACUCCAUCGUUCAGUAUGCUCACAAAAUGAUUCCGCCGUCGCUCUAGAAUACUCUGCUUUUCAUUCUACCUAUCCCUGGCAAUGUUUAAAUUUGGAGCUUAAGGGACCUCUCCCAUCAUUUAGCAGCAAUCAUUAACAAUAAUUUAUUAACUCAGCCAUUAUCCAUUCUAAUGUUUUGAUACAUCAGCUGACAGUAUCAUAAAAAAAUUGACAUGAUUGUUCUUGAUUUUUGGAAUCACUCAGUUCAGUGAAUACUGUUUCAUGUUUCAAGAACUAAAAUUGUUCCUGCAUUCUUGAGCAGUUACAAUGAGCUGUACUAUUCAUUAUAAUCCACAUGGUGUUUGUGAUGUGAAAUUAGUGGGGAUCAUUAAACUUGUCAAUGUCAAAAAAAAGAGGAUAAAACAUUGAAAUGCCCAGGCACAAAUGAUAGCAAAGUACUCAGUGGUUAAAAUGUAAAAAUGAUAUUAGCAAGUAACAUCAAAAUAUAACAUGUAAGGAGAGUCCUAAUAAUUAAACCCUAUUAAUAUAGAUGACUUUCAAUAAACUGAUUAUAAUACUAUUUUUUAAGUCAAUGUUUUGGUUUCAUAUUUGUAAAAUAAACGAUGGCAGGAGAAACCUGACAUAUGGAAGAAACUUCAACUUUUUAAAUAGAUAAAACUGAACUUCUGAAGCUUAGCAAACUUUUGAUGGAAGAUAUUUUUAAAAGAGACAGGAUCCUACUUACAAAUAUUCGGAUUCUGUGAACAUAUGAACGUAUGACAAAGAAGCUAUCAAGAUAAGAAAGUAUUUUAAAACUGUCUUUUAAGAUCAUAUCUAGUAAAUAAUACCCUGUCAAACCAGGUGUUAAAGGAUAGGAAUAUUAAAGAAUUGAAUCGAGGGGGCUGUCAUCUGAAAUUAUAUUAAUCUUCUUAGGGAUUCAAAAGGCGUUUGAUGUUCAGCUAUAUAGAGCAUCCGCUUUGGAGAAGGAAGCCAGUCAUCCCCAACUCCUCGGACUUCAAUGAUAUGCAGAAAAUGGCCACAGGACUCCUCAUCACUUGGUGCUUAUGCCUGCUCCUCACAGCAGAUUGCAGAAGUUAUAGGGGAAGAGAGGUUGAAGAUGAGACAGAUCUUGAGUUGGCCAAAAGACAGUUCAAUGACUAUGGGCACAUGAGGUUUGGUAAACGUGGUGGAGUUACUGAAGACAAGUUUGAGGACUAUGGUUACAUGCGCUUUGGAAGAAGGCAACCCUGAUUCCUGAUGAUGAAUUAUAAAUUUAAUAAGCAGUGAUGUUUAUAUUGAUAGACUGAAUAAAGUUUAGUUACUAAUAGAUCGAA
Messenger RNA from Nezara viridula (southern green stink bug), 3297 nucleotides. Lineage: Eukaryota; Metazoa; Arthropoda; Insecta; Hemiptera; Pentatomidae. The record is from the annotation of a GenBank genome assembly.